Messenger RNA from Drosophila pseudoobscura, 915 nucleotides. RefSeq lists its product as uncharacterized. The transcript has 3 exons. The record is from RefSeq and is a predicted model, not a curated record. Gene Ontology annotation, molecular function: zinc ion binding. Gene Ontology annotation, cellular component: nucleus. Lineage: Eukaryota; Metazoa; Arthropoda; Insecta; Diptera; Drosophilidae. The coding region runs from base 1 to 915 and encodes 304 amino acids.
AUGGAGUCGCGUGUCGUGGACCUGGACUUGGCCUGUCUGAUCUGCCUGAACGAGGAGCCCGGCCACAGCUCCAUUUAUAGCCAUGAUUUGGAGCCUCCGCACACCCUGAUUGCGGACAAAAUUCGGUGUUGCACCAGCCUGAAACUGGAGAGUUUACAAAUGCAGCGAUGGCCGGACAAAAUCUGUGAACAGUGCCACAGUGAACUGGGUGUCGCCUACCGCUUCUAUGAGAAAUGUGUUGUGAUCGAGAAGCUAUUCCUGACUGCGACAAACAGCUCGCACUCCGUCGAUGCCGACGAGUUGGCCAGAAACCAGCAGCUGAAGCUGUAUCUGGAACAGCACCACGUCAAGCUGCCCCCCAGUUUAAAAAUCAAACGCGUCGACGUAGAUGCUGACACUCCUGUGGCGAGUCGUGCGAUGGGUCCAGCAACAAGAGGAAGUGCAGGUGCAAGCGCCAGUUCCAGUGCGACAUCCACAACAGCGUAUGGCCCAACAGCGAAUAUGCCCGUGAUCAAGGUGGAGUAUUGUCAGGAGAGCGAGGAGAACACAGACUCCCUGCCCCAGAUACCAGAGGCAUCCAGAUCAGUAGUCAUGUCCCUGGACACCCUUAUCGAGACGGUUCCCAUGAAGGAGCAGCCGGUGGAUACUUCAGAUCAGGAGGGUGGAAAAAUGAUCAUUCAAAGUCCUUGGCACUACGACCCUGCCCCAGAACAUUUCUAUCAAAUUAGAAUGGAGGAGACAGUGGUGGAACAGCCACCACAAAGCCAGAAGGCGCACAGCCAACAGGAGCGUACGCCAAAGGUCUGCACCCACAGGUUCUAUCAGCUCGCCCUCAACCCGCACAUGAAGCCCAACAAGAACGGAAAGGCCGACCUGCGGGCACUCAGACAAAGCACCAUCGGAUUCCAUAACUGA